Terrapene triunguis (Three-toed box turtle) is the source of this 525-nucleotide messenger RNA. Its product is annotated as scale keratin-like. The record is from RefSeq and is a predicted model, not a curated record. Lineage: Eukaryota; Metazoa; Chordata; Testudines; Emydidae. Gene Ontology annotation, molecular function: structural constituent of cytoskeleton. The coding region runs from base 1 to 525 and encodes 174 amino acids. Gene Ontology annotation, cellular component: intermediate filament. The transcript has a single exon.
AUGUCUUUCUGCAAAGACCUGUCUUGCCGACCCAGCUCGUGUUAUCCUGACAUAUGCCCAGAUCCAUGUGUUGUUGCCCGCAAUGAGCCUUGUAUCACCUCGUGUGCAGAUUCAACAGCAGUGGUCUAUCCACCACCGGUUUCCGUGCUAUUCCCAGGACCAAUUCUCUCUACUUCCCCUCAACACAGCCUAGUGGGAACCACCUUACCAACUGUACCCUAUGGAGCUGGGGGCUCAUUUGGGGGUGGUGUUUUGGGUGGCUCAAUUGGUUAUGGGGGUGGAUAUGGGGGUGCUUUAGGGGGUGGUUAUGGGGGCGUAAGUGGUUAUGGAGGCUCAUAUGGUUAUGGGGGCUUAAGCGGUUAUGGAGGCUCAUAUGGUUAUGGAGGCUUAUGUGGUUAUGGUGGUGGAUACGGGGGUGGCUAUGGUGGUGGAUACGGGGGUGGCUAUGGUGGCUUAUGUGGGUAUGGGAGGAGAUAUGGUAGGAAGUGCUAUUCUUCCCGCCGUGGAAGCUGUGGCCCAUGUUAA